This is a messenger RNA of Magnolia sinica, 1899 nucleotides long. RefSeq lists its product as uncharacterized. NCBI's taxonomy places the organism in Eukaryota, Viridiplantae, Streptophyta, Magnoliopsida, Magnoliales, Magnoliaceae. The coding region runs from base 60 to 1661 and encodes 533 amino acids. The record is from RefSeq and is a predicted model, not a curated record. The transcript has 7 exons.
AUCAACUCAAUUCAAAGAAAAGGCUUCUAUUCCACUCAACCUCUCUCUCUCUCUCUGCAAUGGACGAAGCUUUUUCAUGCCGUCUCUUCUCCAAGCGUUCAAUCCUCCUAUGUGUUGUUUUACUUAUCUUCCCUUUCAUUGCCUUACAUGGGGGUGCUUGGAAAGCCCCCUUCCACCCCAGGGACAUCAUUCCCUUGCUCCCCAGGCAAGUAUCCUGGCCGUUGAUCAACUCUCUCAACAGUGCUGUCGAUCUCCUCCCUUCUUUCGUCGGGGCCGCUCCCGCUUCUUCGAACGCUCCUCUAGAGUGGAAGGGAGCCUGCUUUUACAACAACACGGCGUGGAUGGAAUUCAACAAUAAGAGCAAGACCCAGUUCGGCGGUGGAACUCUUCAUCUCAAGACGAGCAAAGCACAUAGUUGGACGUGUAUAGAUCUUUAUGUCUUUGCAACUCCAUACCGUGUGACUUGGGAUUACUACUUUCUUGCUCGGGACCACACCCUUGAGUUUGACAAGUGGGAAGGAGAAGCAGAGCUUGAAUAUGUGAAACAUAACGGAGUUUCUAUCUUCCUCAUGGAGUCAGGGAUGCUGGGGACCCUUCGAGCACUGUGGGAUGUCUUUCCUUUAUUUUCGAAUACAGGUUGGGGCGAGAAUUCGAACCUGGCUUUCCUUGAGAAGCAUAUGGGAGCAUCAUUCGAAGUGCGUCCUCAGCCGUGGGUAACCAACAUCAGUGUCGAUGAUAUUCACUCAGGAGAUUUCUUGGUGUUAUCAAAAAUUCGUGGGCGGUGGGGUGGUUUUGAGACUUUGGAGAAGUGGGUUACUGGAGCUUAUGCAGGUCAUACUGCAGUUUGCUUGAAGGAUUCCGAAGGAAAACUUUGGGUUGGAGAAUCUGGGCAUGAAAAUGAUGAGGGGGAAGACAUUAUUGCUAUGUUGCCAUGGGAUGAAUGGUGGAACUUUGAGCUGACUAAAGAUGAUGCUAAUCCUCAGAUUGCAUUGCUUCCCUUGCAUCCUGACAUUCGGGCCAUAUUUAAUGCAACUGCAGCUUGGGAGUAUGCAAAAAGCAUGGAUGGAAUGCCAUAUGGUUACCAUAACCUGAUAUUUAGCUGGAUAGACACCACAAACGGGAACUACCCACCACCCUUGGAUGCCCACUUGGUUGCUUCUGUUAUGACCAUGUGGACUAAUAUCCAGCCAGCAUACGCUGCUAACAUGUGGAAUGAAGCCCUCAACAAGCGACUCGGAACUCAGGGCCUGAAUCUGCCUGAAGUUCUAGUUGAAACAGAACGCCGCGGUGUUACUUUUGAUCGAUUGCUGGCUAUACCUGAACAGGAUGAUUGGCUUUAUACUGAUGGAUAUUCAACAUCUUGUGUGGCCUUCGUUCUUGAAAUGUACAAGCAGGCAGGGCUGUUUGAUCCGAUUUCCAGCUCCAUUCAAGUCACAGAGUUCACAAUAAAAGACGCUUAUACCCUCAAGUUUUUUGAAGACGACAUGAGCCGCCUGCCGGUAUGGUGCAACCAAGGCGACGAUGUGAAGCUGCCUUUCUGUCAAAUAAAGGGGAAGUAUCGGAUGGAAUUGCCGGAAUACAACACCAUAUUGCCAUACGCCCACAUGAAUGAGAGGUGCCCGUCUCUCCCCCCAAAAUACACUAGAACGGAAGGCUGUUAAGCUGCUUUUCAAUCCUCUUGGAAUUCUUGUCAUAUGGCGACUGAGGCAGUUAUGUAUAGUUGUAGUGAUGUUAGUUAUAUUACUGUGCAUGAAUCGUCUAGUGUACAGAUUUGGUGGGCCACUUGUAAAUCUGUAUUCUCAGAAAAUAUGUAGUAAAGCAAAAGAACUGUUAUCCGGUGAAGUUUAAUUUGACUGAUAGACGAUUUAGGUGAAUGGGAAAUGAGAGAAGUUAUGAGAA